GAGAGUCAGUGGUUUCCAUGGUGAUGGAGCUGAAAGUGCAGGAAAUUUAAAGGCUUGGACCCAGUGAGACAGACAAACCCGGUGCCAACGUGCGCGGACGCCGCCGCCGCCGCCGCCCGCUGGAGUCCGCCGGGCAGAGCCCGGCCGCGGAGCCCGGAGCAGACGGGAGGGAAGUGCCCCCGAGGACCCCGCUCGGGCCAGCGGCGCUGCACCGAGCAGCAGAUCGAGGAGCAGCAAGAGGAGGAGGAGGAGGGGAGAGCGGCUCGUCCACGCGCCCAGCGCCGCCGCCGGCUCGGGGAAGCAGCGAGGAGCCGGCGCCCCCUGCGCCUGCGGUCGCCCUGGAGUAAUUUCGGAUGCCCCGCCGCGGCCGCCUUCCCGAAUAGACCCGGGAGAGGAGUUGCGGCCAACUUGUGUGCCUUUUUUCCGCCCGGGUGGGAGCCGGCGCUGCGCGAAGGGCUCUCCCGGCGACUCAUGCUGCCGGCCCUGCGCCUGCCCAGCCUCGGGUGAGCGGCCGCCGGAGAGACGGGGGAGCGCGGCGCCGCCGCGGGCUCGGCGUGCUCUCCUCCGGGGACGCGGAACGAAGCAGCAGCCCCGGGCGCACGCCGGAGGCAUGGAGCGCUGCCCCAGCCUGGGGGUCACCCUCUACGCCCUGGUGGUGGUCCUGGGGCUGCGGGCGGCACCGGCCGGCGGCCAGCACUAUCUCCACAUCCGCCCGGCCCCCAGCGACAACCUGCCCCUGGUGGACCUCAUCGAACACCCGGACCCUAUCUUUGACCCCAAGGAGAAGGAUCUGAACGAGACGCUGCUGCGCUCGCUGCUUGGGGGCCACUACGACCCAGGCUUCAUGGCCACUUCGCCCCCCGAGGACCGGCCCGGCGGAGGCGGGGGGUCGGCCGGGAGUGCCGAGGACCUGGCCGAGCUGGACCAGCUGCUACGGCAGCGGCCGUCGGGGGCCAUGCCGAGCGAGAUCAAAGGGCUGGAGUUCUCGGAGGGCUUGGCCCCGGGCAAGAAGCAGCGCCUGAGCAAGAAGCUGCGGAGGAAGUUACAGAUGUGGCUGUGGUCGCAGACCUUCUGCCCGGUGCUGUACGCGUGGAACGACCUGGGCAGCCGCUUUUGGCCGCGCUACGUGAAGGUGGGCAGCUGCUUCAGUAAGCGCUCGUGCUCGGUGCCCGAGGGCAUGGUGUGCAAGCCGUCCAAGUCCGUGCACCUCACCGUGCUGCGGUGGCGCUGUCAGCGGCGCGGGGGCCAGCGCUGCGGCUGGAUUCCCAUCCAGUACCCCAUCAUUUCCGAGUGCAAGUGCUCGUGCUAGGACUCGGGGCCCCCUGCCCGCACCCGGACACUUGAUCGAUCCCCACCGACGCCCCCCGCACCGUUUCCAACCAGUUCCACCACCCUCUCGCGAGGGGGAAUGAACUUUUUUUUUUUUUUUUUUUUUUUUUUGGCUACAGAGACCUAGCUUUCUGGUUCAUGUAAUGCACUGUUUAACUGUGUAGGAAUGUAUAUCUGUGUGUAUAUACGGUCCCAGUUUUAAUUUACUUAUUAAAAGGUCAGUAUUAUACGUUAAAAGUUACCGGCUUCUACUGUAUUUUUAAAAAAAAAAAUAAGCAAAAGGAAAAAAAAGAACAGAGAAAAGAGAGACUUAUUCUGGUUGUUGCUAAUAAUGUUAACCUGCUAUUUAUAUUCCAGGGCCCUUCGCAUGGCGAAGCAGGGGGGAAAAGUUAUUUUUUUCUUAAAGUACAAAGAGAGGGGAGAAGUUUUUGUAGAAGGACUUUUAAAAAGCUAUUUUCCAUUCUUCGGAAAGUGUUUUUGGUUUUCCUUGGACCUCGAAGAAGUAUAGAGUUCAAUGUUAUUUUACAGUUAUUGUAAAUAUAGAGAACAAAUGGAAUGACUAAUCAUUGUAAAUUAAGAGUAUCUGCUAUUUAUUCUUUAUAAUAUCCCGUGUAGUAAAUGAGAAAGAAGUGCAGAGCAGGAUUAAAGAAAACCACUAAAAUCGA
This is a messenger RNA of Myotis lucifugus (little brown bat), 1994 nucleotides long. RefSeq names its product noggin (gene NOG). The coding region runs from base 611 to 1309 and encodes 232 amino acids. Gene Ontology annotation, biological process: osteoblast differentiation; negative regulation of cell differentiation; negative regulation of BMP signaling pathway. The record is from RefSeq and is a predicted model, not a curated record. Lineage: Eukaryota; Metazoa; Chordata; Mammalia; Chiroptera; Vespertilionidae. The transcript has a single exon.